Molecule: messenger RNA, 823 nt
Organism: Nasonia vitripennis (jewel wasp)
Lineage: Eukaryota; Metazoa; Arthropoda; Insecta; Hymenoptera; Pteromalidae
Exons: 3
Coding region: 228-662 (144 amino acids)
Source: RefSeq, a predicted model, not a curated record
CGGAAGAAUAUAAGUGCGACCGCCACGUAGUACAGCUGCGGCUCCGUUAUACAUGUAGAAGCGGCUCCUCCAAUCGGCGUAGCUUGGAAACGUGUAGUGCUGUGCCGGUCGCGUAAGCCAGUCAGCUCUGGAUCACAAGAGACGCCGUAUGUUAGUGUCCCAUUCUUCAGGCCGUAGUGUAGCCACGUUUCUCUGUUGAUCUCAGAAAAGCCAAAAACCAAAGAAAGAUGCUUUCGCUCCUGCUGCUGAGUCUGCGCUCUCUUCUGGUAUCUGCAUCGCCGGAUGUCGAUGAUGACGGUGUGGGUAUCGAGGACGAGGUGCCCAAGGGUGGCAUCCCCUUCCCAGGUGGCAAGAUGCCGAGUCCCGACGAGCUGCUAAAAAUGCUGGACUCGAUGUCCGGUCUCUCGGACGAGGACAAGGCUGCCCUACGCGCUGACCUUCUGAAGCAAGCCCAGGGCGGUGCAGGAGCUUUUGAAGAGGAGGCUUCCCAGCACCUCGCCACGUCGUUUUUCACGUCUCAGCUGUUCAUCCUGUUGGCUAUGCUGACCAUCAUCAGUUUGAUCUUUGUGUUCUUCGGUUAUAAGCUGUACAAAAGUCUUUCGGAACGUGAAAGGAAAAGGGAAGAGAAGAAGAAAAACAAACAGAUGAAGAAGAAGAAGUAGAUAAAAGUCGAGUUUUUUUUUUAAUUGAAUGUUUUGUGUGAACUGAUGUUGCAUUUUCGAUAAAAAUUUAUGCAACAGUGACUGGUGUACAAUAAAACAACAUUCCUUAUAUUUAAUUUUAACAAUAUUUUGUUAUUAAAGAUGCAUAUAUUUAUAAGAAA